Messenger RNA from Trichoplax adhaerens, 621 nucleotides. RefSeq lists its product as uncharacterized. Bases 1 to 621 code for a protein of 206 amino acids. The record is from RefSeq and is a predicted model, not a curated record. The transcript has 3 exons. Lineage: Eukaryota; Metazoa; Placozoa; Uniplacotomia; Trichoplacea; Trichoplacidae.
AUGAGAAAACAGGGGCGAACAAAAUUGUUGUGGGAAAAGAAAUCAGCUCUAGCUGUUACCUUGCUUUGGGCUGCCAAUAAUAGGAUGUUAAUGUCACGGCUAAAAUCCGAUCCGGCUAUAUUGUAUAAUAGUCCGCUAAAGCCCGAAUUAAGAGUAAAAUCUUUUGAAUUUCAAGUUUUAGACGGCUAUGCGAAUGCUUUAAGUACAAUAUCCAUCAUAUUUAGCCAUUUUAUUCCUCUACGGAAAUUGAUUGAUAUAGAAAUUGAAAAUCUUUGCCUUGCUGCCCUUAUUUUAUCACAUCUUGUCUUAACACUGGCAUCGACACAAGGCGAAGCUGCUAUUAAUUGCAGCGAUCGACCUCUAACAAACGGCAGUAGUAAGGAAGAAGAAUAUAGCGACAGCAAUCUCAAAUUAGCUACUGCUCGAGAGUGUCGUUUAAAAUUGUCUCAAGCUUUAGCAGAAACACCCAUUGCUGAAGAUGUCAAUUUAACAUUGGAGCAAGCUGACGAAAUUUUACAAUAUUUUGUAAUGGCUGCCAUUGCUAAACUGCAAAGAAUAUUAGCUGUUCUCAUCUUGAAGAUGAUUAUUGCAACAAUGGCAUUUAACCUAAGGGCUGAAUGA